Messenger RNA from Penicillium brevicompactum, 2010 nucleotides. Its product is annotated as glycoside hydrolase family 2 protein. The record is from RefSeq and is a predicted model, not a curated record. Bases 1 to 2010 code for a protein of 669 amino acids. The transcript has 3 exons. Gene Ontology annotation, molecular function: hydrolase activity, hydrolyzing O-glycosyl compounds. Gene Ontology annotation, biological process: carbohydrate metabolic process. NCBI's taxonomy places the organism in Eukaryota, Fungi, Ascomycota, Eurotiomycetes, Eurotiales, Aspergillaceae.
AUGGUAUCAUCAUACCCCCGCCCUGACUUCCAACGCACCUCUCUGAACUGGAGUACCCUAGACGGGCCCUGGUCGUUCACCUUCGACGACAAAGACGAAGGCCUAAGCUCCCAAUGGCAUAAAACCAGCCUUUCAGAAACCUCACCACGAGAGAUAACCGUGCCAUACGCAUUCCAAACCCCAGCAUCAGGGAUCAAUCUCAUCGAGGCCCACGAGGUACUAUGGUACGAGCGACGAAUCAGCGACAUUCGCACACCAGACGAAAAAGCAAAGGGAAAUAAACUUCUUCUCCGCUUCGGCGCAGUAGACUAUGAAUGCUCCAUCUGGGUCGAUGGCGUCCUGGUCGGCGGCCAUCGCGGCGGCCAUGUUCCUUUUGAUAUCGAUGUCUCUGAUGCGGUGAAUGGCGCCGAUGCUCGUCUCACCAUCCGUGUCAGAGAUUCACCCUAUGACAUGACCCAGCCCCGUGGAAAGCAGUUCUGGGGCCCGGUGCCUGAAAGCAUCUUCUACACCCCUAGUGGUGGAAUUUGGCUCUCUGUUUGGAUGGAGAGUGUUCCUGCUGCGCGAAUUUUGUGCGGGAGCGGAGGCACCGUGUUGCGAGCUGAUGAUAUUGAUGGCGGGAAGCUGCGGGCGAAAAUCGCUGUCGCUGGGAGACGGGUUGGAAGCGUUGCGAAGGUUGAGAUCGAGGCUGGACUUGGUGGCUUGAGUGUUGGUAAGGUGGAGGGAGAGCUGCCCAAAGAUAAAGAGUUUGUCUCACUUGAUCUGGGGAUGAAGGUGUCUGAGGCCGCGCGGAGUGAGUUGAAGGGUAAGCAUGGGGAUUUGUUCGGCGUUGAUGGCGUCUGGCACGGAGACGUUGCGGUUUGGGCGCCGGAGCAUCCUGUCUUAUACGAUGUCACUAUUCGAUUGUUCGAUGGGUCUGGAAAAUUGCUCGAUGAAGUCCAAACAACAGCUGGAAUGCGUAGUCUGUCCUGGCAGACUGGAGAUGGGACUUUCAGACUGAAUGGAAAGCCAUAUUUCCAAAUGCUGUUCCUGGACCAAGGGUACUGGCCCGAUACAGGCAUCACGCCUCCCUCUUCAGAGUCUCUCAAAACGGACAUCGAGCUGGCCAAAAAGAUUGGUUUCAAUGGCUGUCGCAAACACCAGAAAGUCGAGGAUCCGCGCUUCUUCUACUGGGCGGACCGACUGGGUUUCCUAGUCUGGGGCGAGAUGGCGAACGCCUAUGAAUUCGGCGAUCAAUACAUCGAGCGAUUCACCGCUGAAUGGACCGAAGCCGUGAAGAGAGAUAUCAACCACGCAUCUAUUGUAACAUGGACUCCGAUCAAUGAGUCUUGGGCAGUGUCUGCCUUGAAGGACAACAUCGAGCAGCGCAAUCACAUCCGUGCGCUUUACUACUUGACCAAGAACCUCGACCCAAGCAGACCAAUCAACGACAACUGUGGUUGGGAGCAUGUCAAAACAGACCUCACAACCUUCCAUGACUACAGUGAUUCAGCGGAGCUUGCAGAUACAUGCGCUAGCAUGCCCGGGAUCCUGGGACCGAAGGGCGGACACGACAUGUUCAGCAAACCGAUCUACUCCGGCUACUCAGGAACGGUGAGGCUAGACGAGGGCGCGCAGCACACGCCCGGAGCACCGGUGAUCUGCAGUGAAUUCGGAGGCGUCAACAUCGCGCCUCCGAAAGACUCUGCUGCUGCCGGUGAGCGGGACUGGGGAUAUACGACAGCGAGUGAUCCCGCAGACUUCCUAGUGCGGUUCGAAAAGCUCGUUAUGGCUGUUGUGAAGCCUGGACAUAUUUGUGGGCUUGUGUGGACACAGUUGUGCGAUAUCGAACAGGAGGUGAAUGGCUUGUAUACCUAUGAUCGCAAGGAGAAGGUUCCUACCGAUAAGGUGAAGGCCAUUAUGGAUGCUGCAAAGGACCAUUACUAUCAGCAUUUAACGGCUCACCAUUCCAAGGGAUUCAAGAAGCUUUUGGAUCAAUAUAAGCAUAUGGUGCAUCGGGGUCUGCCAAUUUGA